Closterium sp. NIES-65 is the source of this 1026-nucleotide messenger RNA. NCBI's taxonomy places the organism in Eukaryota, Viridiplantae, Streptophyta, Zygnematophyceae, Desmidiales, Closteriaceae. The record is from the annotation of a GenBank genome assembly.
AUGAAAAUAACAGAGCGCACGAGGGUGCGGGUAGCAGCAGGGCGCACGAGGGCGCGGGCAGCAGCAGAGCGCACGAGGGCGCAGGCGGACCAGAGCGCACAAGGGCGCGGACAGCAGCAGAGCGGCAACGGGCAGCACACGCACGGGCAGCAACGGGCGGCAACGGGCAGCACAGGCACGGGCAGCAACGGGCAGCAACAGGCAGCACAGGCUCGGGCAGCAACGGGCGGCAACAGGCAGCACAGGCACGGGCAGCAACGGGCGGCAACGGGCAACACAGGCACGGGCAGCAACAGGCAGCACAGGCUCGGGCAGCAUCGAGCGGCAACAGGCAGCACAGGCACGGGCAGCAACAGGCGGCAACGGGCAGCACAGGCACGGGCAGCAACAGGCAGCAACGGGCAGCACAGGCACAGGCAGCAACGGGCGGCAACAGGCAGCACAGGCACGGGCAGCAACAGGCAGCACAGGCACGGGCAGCAACGGGCGGCAACAGGCAGCACAGGCACGGGCAGCAAUGGGCGGCAACGGGCAGCACAGGCACGGGCGGCAACGGGCGGCAACGGGCAGCACAGGCACGGGCACCAACGGGAGGCAACGGGCAGCACACGCACAGGCAGCAACGGGCGGCAACAGGCAGCACAGGCACGGGCAGCAACAGGCAGCACAGGCACGGGCAGCAACGGGCGGCAACAGGCAGCACACGCACGGGCAGCAACGGGCGGCAACGGGCAGCACAGGCACGGGCAGCAACGGGCGGCAACGGGCACCACAGGCACAGGCAGCAACGGGCGGCAACGGGCACCACAGGCACGGGCAGCAACAGGCAGCAACGGGCAGCACAGGCACAGGCAGCAACAGGGAGCACAGGCACGGGCAGCAACGGGCAGCAACAGGCAGCACAGGCACGGGCAGCAACGGGCGGCAACGGGCAGCACAGGCACGGGCAGCAACGGGCGGCAACGGGCAGUACAUGCACGGGCAGCAACGGGCGGCAACGGGCAGCACAGGCACGGGCAGCAUUAG